AUGGAGGCGCCCGCCAGCGCUCAGACCCCACAUCCUCAUGAACCCAUCAGCUUCGGAAUAGACCAGAUACUCAACAGCCCGGACCAGGACAGCGCUCCCGCCCCCAGGGGCCCCGACGGCGCCAGCUACCUGGGGGGACCUGGGAGCCGGCCGGGUGCUACUUACCCGUCCCUGCCGGCCUCCUUCGCCGGCCUUGGCGCGCCCUUUGAGGACGCGGGAUCUUACAGUGUCAACCUCAGCCUGGCACCCGCUGGGGUGAUACGGGUUCCGGCACACAGGCCGCUCCCUGGGGCCGUGCCGCCGCCGCUGCCCAGCGCACUGCCCGCCAUGCCUGCGGUGCCUGCUGUGCCAAGCCUGGGCGGACUCAACUUUCCUUGGAUGGAAAGCAGCCGUCGCUUUGUGAAAGACCGCUUUACAGCAGCGGCCGCACUCACUCCCUUCACCGUAACUCGGCGGAUCGGACACCCCUAUCAGAACCGGACGCCCCCGAAAAGGAAGAAACCACGAACAUCUUUCUCACGGGUGCAGAUCUGCGAGCUCGAAAAACGUUUCCAUCGCCAGAAGUACCUGGCCUCUGCCGAGAGGGCGGCGCUCGCCAAGUCCCUCAAGAUGACCGACGCGCAGGUCAAGACCUGGUUCCAAAACAGGAGGACCAAGUGGCGGCGGCAGACGGCAGAGGAGAGAGAGGCCGAGAGGCAGCAGGCAAGCCGGCUGAUGCUGCAACUCCAGCAUGACGCCUUCCAAAAGAGCCUCAAUGACUCCAUCCAGCCCGAUCCUCUCUGUCUGCACAACUCGUCGCUGUUCGCGCUGCAGAACCUGCAGCCCUGGGAGGAGGAAGGCACCAAGGUCCCCGCUGUCACCUCGCUGGUCUGA
Messenger RNA from Gracilinanus agilis (Agile Gracile Mouse Opossum), 873 nucleotides. It is a transcript of the gene TLX3, whose product is annotated as T cell leukemia homeobox 3. Gene Ontology annotation, molecular function: DNA-binding transcription factor activity, RNA polymerase II-specific; RNA polymerase II cis-regulatory region sequence-specific DNA binding. NCBI's taxonomy places the organism in Eukaryota, Metazoa, Chordata, Mammalia, Didelphimorphia, Didelphidae. The coding region runs from base 1 to 873 and encodes 290 amino acids. The transcript has 3 exons. Gene Ontology annotation, cellular component: nucleus. The record is from RefSeq and is a predicted model, not a curated record. Gene Ontology annotation, biological process: animal organ development; regulation of transcription by RNA polymerase II.